AUGGAGGACCGGAGCGGUCAGAUGCUCGUUCUCAACAUCAUUUUCAUGAUAGUUACUACGAUUGUCGUUUCCCUUCGCGUCUAUUGUCGAGGAUGGAUUAUAAGAUCAUUUGGAAUCGACGACCAGCUCAUGGUUGUCACUUGGAUCGCAUUUACCGCAUACCUCAUCUCUCAGCACAUCGGUAUCUCAUACGGGACCGGGAAAAGCCGUGAUAUGUUGAGUGCUAGUCAGAACAGAAAUGCGCUCCUGACGUGGUAUGUGUGUGAAUUACUCUACGUCUUCAGCACUACCGUGGUGAAGUUAUCCGUUGGAUUCUUCUUAUUACGCCUGUCAAUCGACACGAAGCAUAUAUGGAUCCUUCGGCUCUCUAUGGCGUCAACAGUAGUCUUUGGCAUCGCGUUCUUUUUCGUUGGUGUGUUCCAAUGCAACCCAAUAUCCGCAUAUUGGGAAAUAUAUCCAGGGGUUGAAGGCUACUGCAUACCAGAAAGAACCAUCAUCAUCAUGAACUACGUUGCUUCCUGUUUGAACUGCAUUGCAGAUUGGACUUUCGGAAUCUUGCCUGGUUUUAUUGUAUGGUCACUGGAGAUGCCAAUGAAGACCAGGAUUCUAGUCAUUGUUCUUCUGAGUUUUGCUGCUAUUGGGAGCACCACGACGCUUAUCCGAUAUAAGUAUGUUAAUACCCUAUCAGAAGGUCCGAACUUUCUAUAUGCCACUGCCGAUAUCGCAAAUUGGAGUACCGUGGAAGUCGGCAUAGGCAUCACAGCCGCGUCCCUCGCAACUCUCAAACCUUUGUUCCAACUUAUAAGCUACAGAAUAGGCCUAACAGACAGUGGGCCAAGCAACCCUUACUGGCGGGGCCGGAGUAGUGAGCGUCGUUUCCAGCUUGGCUAUAUAAGAAGCAGCAGCGCGCCACCCAUCCCUUCUAAUCCACCACAAUUAAAAACAAAUAUUGAAGAGAGCACCCAUGCCUCCAUAGUUCCAUAA
Trichoderma virens Gv29-8 is the source of this 984-nucleotide messenger RNA. RefSeq lists its product as uncharacterized. The transcript has 5 exons. Bases 1 to 984 code for a protein of 327 amino acids. The record is from RefSeq and is a predicted model, not a curated record. NCBI's taxonomy places the organism in Eukaryota, Fungi, Ascomycota, Sordariomycetes, Hypocreales, Hypocreaceae.